AUGUUCCAAUCAGGAUCCAAACAAAAGGACGAUAAAGAAGAUCAUUUGGAUUUUGAGAGUUUCCUUGAGAAUCUUUUACAGAAUGAUGAGUGUUUACCCAAGGAUACACAUCGAAAAGAAUUGGAUACAAAAAGUGGAAAAUUAAGAGAGUCUUCUGAUAAAGAUGGUCUUCUGCAGCCUACCGGUGGAAUGAAAGCUUCUAAUCCAAAUAAAGCCUUAGAAUUGAAGGACAGAGAAACAUUCAAAGCAGCUCAGAAGUUCCCAUCAGAAUCCAAAGAAAAGGACGAUAAAGAAGAUCAUUUGGAUUUUGAGAGUUUCCUUGAGGAUCUUUUACAGAAUGAUGUGUAUUUACCCACGGCUACACAUCAAAAAGAAUUCGAUACAAUAAGUGGAAAACCACAAGAGUCUUCUGAUAAAGAUGGUCUUCUGCAGCCUACCAGUGGAAUGAAAGCUUCUAAUCCAAAUAAAGCCUUAGAAUUGAAGGACAGAGAAACAUUCAAAGCAGCUCAGAAGUUCCCAUCAGAAUCCAAAGAAAAGGACGAUAAAGAAGAUCAUUUGGAUUUUGAGAGUUUCCUUGAGGAUCUUUUACAGAACGAUGUGUAUUUACCCAUGGCUACACAUCAAAAAGAAUUCGAUACAAUAAGUGGAAAACUAGAAGAGUCUUCUGAUAAAGAUGGUCUUCUGCAGCCAACCUGUGGAAUGAAAGUUUCUAUUCCAAAUCAAGCCUUAGAAUUGAAGGACAGAGAAACAUUCAAAGCAGUGGAUAUGAGUUCUGUAGAGCCUAUAUCCAGUCUUUUUGGCAAACUGACUACCGAAACUUCACAGUCUCCAAAAGUUGAGGAAGACUUUAAUCUUGCUACCAAGAUUAUCUCUGUGAAUGAUACACAGAAUUAUGUGUGUUUACCUGAGGCUACAGAUCAAAAAGAAAUAAAGACAAUAUAUGGCAAAAUAGAAGAGUCUCCUGAAAAGCCUUCUGACUUUGAGGUAUUGAGUUUUGUAAUUUUAUCUUGA
Messenger RNA from Rhinopithecus roxellana (golden snub-nosed monkey), 1011 nucleotides. RefSeq names its product ankyrin repeat domain-containing protein 30B-like. Lineage: Eukaryota; Metazoa; Chordata; Mammalia; Primates; Cercopithecidae. Bases 1 to 1011 code for a protein of 336 amino acids. The record is from RefSeq and is a predicted model, not a curated record. The transcript is spliced from 16 exons.